Messenger RNA from Pungitius pungitius (ninespine stickleback), 3906 nucleotides. It is a transcript of the gene camk1b, whose product is annotated as calcium/calmodulin-dependent protein kinase Ib. NCBI's taxonomy places the organism in Eukaryota, Metazoa, Chordata, Actinopteri, Perciformes, Gasterosteidae. The coding region runs from base 141 to 1250 and encodes 369 amino acids. The transcript has 12 exons. The record is from RefSeq and is a predicted model, not a curated record. Gene Ontology annotation, molecular function: calcium/calmodulin-dependent protein kinase activity; ATP binding; calmodulin binding. Gene Ontology annotation, cellular component: intracellular anatomical structure. Gene Ontology annotation, biological process: peptidyl-serine phosphorylation.
GGAAGGUUGCCAAGUACGGGUUCCGUCCGAGAGCGCUGCCGAGUUGUAGAGACCGACCGACGGACGGACGCUGGAUACGAGCCGUGGACCCGUACCGACUGUUCAAUUUCAGUAUUGUUUGUGACCGUAACAACAAGAAGAUGCCACUGGGUGAAGACUGCCAUGCCUGGAAAAAGAGGACCACGGAUGUGAAGGAUCAGUAUGACUUCAAAGAGGUCCUGGGAACGGGAGCGUUCUCUGAGGUGGUUCUGGCUGAGGAGAAGAGGACCCAGAGAUUGGUGGCUAUCAAGUGUAUCCCCAAGAAGGCUUUAGAGGGCAAGGAAAACAGCAUUGAGAAUGAGAUAGCAGUCCUGCACAAGAUUAAACAUGCCAACAUUGUAUCUCUGGAAGAGAUAUUCGAAAGUAAAUCACACCUCUACCUUAUCAUGCAACUGGUGUCAGGCGGGGAACUCUUUGAUCGUAUCAUAGAGAAGGGCUUCUACACGGAGAAAGAUGCCAGUAAGCUCAUUCAGCAGAUUCUAGACGCUGUCAAAUACCUCCACGACAUGGGCAUUGUGCACCGUGACCUCAAGCCGGAGAAUCUCCUUUACGACAGUAUGGAUGAAGACUCCAAGAUCAUGAUCAGUGACUUCGGUCUGUCUAAAAUCGAGGGCUCUGGCAGUGUGAUGUCAACAGCGUGCGGAACCCCUGGAUAUGUUGCCCCUGAAGUCUUGGCUCAAAAACCCUACAGCAAAGCAGUGGACUGCUGGUCUAUUGGUGUUAUAGCCUAUAUUCUGUUGUGCGGUUACCCUCCGUUCUACGAUGAGAAUGAUGCCAAACUGUUCGAACAGAUCCUGAAGGCAGAGUACGAGUUUGAUUCUCCUUACUGGGAUGACAUCUCUGAAUCAGCUAAAGACUUUAUAGUCCACCUGAUGCAGAAGGACCCCAACAUCCGAUACACCUGUGAUCAGGCUCUGCAGCACCCCUGGAUCGCUGGGGACACUGCUUUGGAAAAGAACAUCCACGAGUCCGUCAGUGCUCAGAUCAAGAAGAACUUUGCUAAGAGCAAGUGGAAGCAAGCAUUCAACGCCACAGCUGUGGUCCGUCACAUGAGGCGUCUCCAGCUGGGCACCAGUAGCGAGGGACCCAACCCCAGUCUGCCGGAGGAAGAUGCAGAGGCCUGUGAGGGAGGGUGCUCCCAGAAGGUCGAUGGAGGAGCUGAACCCAUCUCCAACUGCUCCUUUCGCUGCCACCCGACCAGCAGGGUGUGAUACCUGCACCUGCUCCACUUACGUACCUGACCAAUCCCAGCAUUUUUCAAAAUUGAACCCCCUCGGUGGAACUGGAGGCACCAUUUCCCCUCCCCCCGCCCCCUUAUCUGGUUAGGAAUACCGCGUAAUUCCAACCUCACGCCUGCAGGGGGGGCAAGCCUGUCCAGCCUGAGAAGGGGAUUAAAGGAGGAGUAGGGAGACUUGAGGUUAAUCAUGCACCGAUGGAUUACUUAAACGAACCGGGCUGGUAGUUUGGGAUAAGAUGAAAUGGGGAGGGGAUACAAAGGAAAGAGGAAGAUAACCUUCUCCCCCAGAGAGUCAGGGGAUUGUUUUUGCAGAAGCAGGACAGAGCUUGUUGGACAGUGUUUUUACCCAUGGUCAUUGAGUCAAUUUCUCCUUUUGUUUGUUUUAUUGUUUUAUAUAUUUCUCGGUUGUCUUUUUAACGUCCAGCAGUGAAGUGCAAAUCCAGAGACAAUGUCUGCAUGAUCAGGAGAGAGUCUCCCCCGCCCCCCCGUUGCAUGUUCUGUCAUCUUAGAAAUAUAUCCUGUCGCAGGUAUGCAGUAAUGCAGUACAAUGCAAAUGAUGGGGUGUUGUGUGCAAAGUUGUUAAAGGAUGAACAGUAUAGAGAAUUUAGCCAUGAUGCGGUAUAUAAAAUCAAAUUGAGUCGAAUCUUCUGCAUUCUGUGUCUUUAAGUCAAGCUUUUAGACAAUCGGUACGGAAUAGUUUAUGCAAUGAAAACUCCAUUGAUCUACUCUGUAGCCUUUUUUGAGGCGAUGUAGUGUUUCCAUGCUGCGGUUAGGUUUUUUUGAGAGGCAACGGUUUCUCUUUUCUCAACCCAGAACCCCUUUAACCACUCAAGCACAGGGAUAUAUCUUUGUCUAAGGUGCCUUUACAAUGAGAAAUAUAUUUUCUGGUGGCGUCUGAAGUUUUUUGUCGGUUUCUUAAAGGACUUUUGUAUGUAUCACAUUUCAUGCUUUUUGUCUCCUAUUUGUGUACUGUAAUCUCAUAUGGCAGGGCUUGCAUACAUACUGUACACUGACAUUAUAGUUAAAGGGAUAUUAAGAGGAAUUUGAAACAAUAAUGUAAUUUCUAGCAAGCUUCACUUAUUUUUUUUUAUUUUUUUAUCCCUUCUGGAUGUUUUUUGGAAACAUUAUUUACAUUUAGCCAGCUCCCUCAAUGAUACAGAUUAGAGUACUGUGUUCAUGCAUUUAAAUAUUCACUUUGCAAAAUAAUUGUACUUGCAAACCUUAAACAUAUUAACACACCUUAUGCUGGAGACUAGGCCCACUUUGAAGGUUUAUGUUGGUUGUGUCAAUGCAAAAAGUCUAAACAAAAACUGGAACCAAAAUUUGAUAUGCAUCUGUUAAUGUGUACUGUAAUUGUACCCUUUGUCUCUUCAUACAUUAUUUUACAGGCACAUUUUCUCCUCGAGCAGCCUGCUUAGAAAGGAAUCUCAGAUUAAAGGAUUUAAAUAUGCAUCAGAUUGACUCACUUCAUCUUUACUGACCACCAUCGGGGUUUUAUGUUUGUAUGUGCAUUAAGAGUACAUAUUCUUAAAACCUGCAUAGACAAACUAAUAGCAGUGUUGGCUCUUUCAUAAUGUACAUUUUUAACCGUAGAAUAGUGUGGAGAGGAGCUUAAUGCACAUUUGUUUGAAUUCUAGGUACUUUAUUUUAAGUACUGAUAAGGAACUGAAGAACGAUACAUGCAUCCAUCCUCUGCUUGCUUCAUCCAGUCCUUGAAAGAUCGCAGUUUAAUUGUUUAAUUCUCUCUUUAAUACAUUUGGACAUUUACUGAUGUGAUUUGCAUGAUGUGGUUUGAACUUGUCAAUUGCAUUGAUCAACAAUGAAUAGUACUGUUGUAACGUCGUCAUGAGAUGAGGGCUUUGAAAAGGAGAUAUUUUGUCAGAAUUUGUAUACUUUUAACAAGUUCAAUAUUCUCAUCAAAAGUUUCUCAUGCAGAUAUGAAUAGUAUCGAGUAUUAAAAGAAUAGUAAAGAGCGACAAACGUAUUAACAUUUCAAAACAAGUUAAAAAUGCUGCUUUAAAAGAGAUGACCUUGUGUUCCUAUCGGAUAGACGUUGUCAUGUAUUUGGACGUAAAGUAUGGUUCAAAGAGUAUUUUAUACCCCUGGGAUGUUCAGUGCGAAUUGUUUGUACUUUGAAUUUCUGUGACUGAGGAAGACGAGAGCAGCAAAGCUGAGGCAUGGAGGCAGUUGGCAGACAAAAUCAAUUUAUCUCCUGGCAAUAAAAACAAAUCUGCUUAUUUUGACAUAUAGCCACAAAUCCUGUCCUCAUUUCCAGCAGUGCAAUUACGCUCCUGUGUUUUGGCUACAGAUUAUUAAUUUAAUUGAUUGUAAAAGAUUUACAAGCACAGUUAAUCCAAACACUACUCAAAACAAAUGUGUUUCCCCACAAACCCUGAAAUGAAUUUCAAAGAAUACUGAAGUGAUUAGGUUUGACGUUUCUCUUUUGAACACAUUAAUUGCUUGUAAUGAAUGACCGAUGUGUAAUUAGAGUAUUCGUACCAUAAAUAUGUUGCCUUUUGAGAAAUGCUGUUUUGGGCUGCAGUACCUGCAGUAUACAGAUGAUGAUGAUGAUGUGUUGUUGAAACUGAUUUGUAAGUGAAACAUACAUUAAAAUAUCUGUCUAUGCAUUA